AGAACAUUUUUGAAAUUAAUCUAAAAAGUUCAGUUUUUGGAGGAAAUUUGCUCCUUUUCGUUUGGCCCUGAUAUGUUGUGGUAGAAAUGCUAAUGCUAAUGCUAAUGCGCGGCUCCAGGUGUUUUUCUGAUCAAAUCCCAGUCAGUAGAUGAAUGUAGGGAGACAUUUUGAAAACGGUUACGUCUGAAGUCUGGUUCUGGGUGAAAUGACCGACGGUGACCCGGGCUCACACACCGGGUCCAUUGUCAUGGCGAUGACAUCAUCACUCUGUACCAGCGGGGAAGAGCUCCGGUUCCCGCAGCUGGUGAGGGCAGCAGACCGACCUGCCUGCUGGAGGAAAACCGAACCGCUUCGAAAUGGGCGUCAACGCUGUAACCAUGGUAACGGUUCUGCUCGUCUCUUUGACCCCUUCCUUCGCCACACAAGUGGGCCUCAGCGAGAAGGUCCUGGUCUUCCCGUAUGAGACGGACUUCAGCUUCGUGGCUCUGGUCCCGCAGAAGGAGAUGGCGCUGCGGGCCUUCACGCUCUGCAUGCGGGUGGCCACCGAGCUGCCCGAGGAGCGCCAGAUCAUCCUGUUCGCCUACCGCACCGCCGACUACGACGAGCUCAACGUGUGGCGCGAGAAGGACGGCCGCGUCUCCUUCUACCUGAGCGGCGACGGCGUCUUCUUCCGCCUGCCGCCGCUCAGCACCUUCCGCACCAGCCUCUGCCUCACCUGGGAGUCGCGCUCCGGCCUGGCCGCCUUCUGGGCGGACGGCAGGCGCAGCACCUACCAGGUGUACAAGCCGGGCCACAGCGUGCGGCCCAAGGGCACCGUGCUGCUGGGCCAGGACCCGGACAAACACCUGGGCGGCCUGGAGGCCACGCAGAGCUUCGUGGGCGAGAUGACGGACGUCAACAUGUGGGACUCUGUGCUUUCUCGGAGCAUGAUCCAGGCCUGGCACUACGGACACAAAGUCCCCAAGGGGAACAUCUUCGACUGGGCCAGCCUGGAGUACGAGCUGAGCGGCAACGUGCUGGUGGUGGACGACGACUGACGCGAUGCGGAGGACCCGGUGGGCCGAGGUCCGGCUGUGGAGGGCAGCGCCGCACUGCUGCUGCUGGCGCCGGCCCUGUGGUGGUACGCAGGAGGGUCAGGGCCGGUCUGGGUGCAAUGAAAACACAUUUACACCAAAACUCAGCUUCAAAAGGCAAAAACGGACUUGGAAAACUCAGAAAUUUUAAGAUUAAUCUUAAAAAAAUGAUAGAAAAAAACAUGGAAAUUUGACUUUCAAAGGUCUUAAAAUUUGCUAGAAACCCCCCAGAAAUUUGGGAAUCGCAUCAAUUUUUAAGGAAAAACUUGAAAAUGUCUCAGUUUGAAAAGCUGAAGGUGUGCCAGAAAAAAUCUGAAUUUUUUAGAUUAAUCUCAGAAAUUUUCUAGAAAAAACACGGACACGUCUGAGUUGGAAAGUCAAAAAUCUUCUAGAAGAAUCUCAGGAAUGUUUACAGUAAUCCCAGAAUUUUUCUAGAAAAAAAAACAAGGCUGUCCUGAAAUAUUCAACAUUUUUCUACGGUAACGAAAACAGAAACAGAAAAAUUUACCAAAUUGACACAAAUAUUCUCAAAUUUAAAUUUUUCUUUGCCUUUUAGUUUUUGUAUUUCAGAUUUUCUUCACUUGGUAACUUUGAGAUCAGUUAACACAACAUAACACUUUUAAUCUGUACUUGAAUAUUCUGCUCCUUUAAUCUCCAGGUUUAUGACUAAUGACUGGAAAAGUCGUGAAACGUUUUAAACUCCAUUAAUGCUUCAUUUGUUCAAUGUUUAUCGAUUUCCUAACUUCUAAAGAGUCGUUGAUAGUAAAGGUCAGCUAAUUAUUUAGCAUCAAGCUAUAUAAUUAUUAAACUAUUUAAUUUCUACUCCAGAUCAUGGGUCACUCCUUUCUCUAAAACAGCAGCGUUAAUGGAUGGAUGGAUGUUUGGAGUUGGAAUCACUCCAAGGGCCACAAAUGGCCCCCGGGCCGCAUGUUGAACAACCCCGUUUAUUUUCUGACUUUAAAACUUGGCAGGUUAAUAAACUGUCUCUCUGAGACUAAAUACCAUCUGCUAAACUUUAAAAUCUGUUUUUAUUUUUUUAAUCUGUAAAAAAUAAAAUAAUUCCUAAAACUUUGA
Messenger RNA from Poecilia reticulata (guppy), 2147 nucleotides. Its product is annotated as C-reactive protein-like. The record is from RefSeq and is a predicted model, not a curated record. Lineage: Eukaryota; Metazoa; Chordata; Actinopteri; Cyprinodontiformes; Poeciliidae.